Molecule: messenger RNA, 2618 nt
Organism: Impatiens glandulifera
Lineage: Eukaryota; Viridiplantae; Streptophyta; Magnoliopsida; Ericales; Balsaminaceae
Product: auxin response factor 3
Exons: 11
Coding region: 209-2275 (688 amino acids)
Biological process (GO): response to hormone; regulation of DNA-templated transcription
Cellular component (GO): nucleus
Molecular function (GO): DNA binding
Source: RefSeq, a predicted model, not a curated record
GUAAUUCCAAAAUACGUAUAUAUAUAUAUGUAUAUGUAUACGUGAUAAAGUUUGAUUUGAUAUGUUAAAAGCUUCACCAUAAAACGUAAAUAAUUCCAAGAGAUAAAGGCAGAAACAAGCAUUUCUCGGCUCACCCUCUUUUUAGCAAUGGAGUCACUACCGGCCAGUCUUUAAUUGGAGUUUUGCUUAGGGUUUACUUACAAUCGAGAUGAUGUGUGGAUUAAUCGAUCUAAACACAGUCGAUGAAGACGAGGCACCGCCACCGGAUUCACCGUCGCUGUCUUCGUCGUCUUCUGUAUCGGCAUCAGCUUCACCGCCUUCGGCUUCAACGCCGUUGUCUUCUUCCUCGGUGUGUCUGGAACUAUGGCACGCUUGUGCCGGUCCACUCAUUUCUCUGCCUAAGAUAGGCAGUGUCAUGGUGUACUUUCUACAGGGUCAUUUGGAACGAGCUGCUGACUUUUCAGCUAUUGUUCAUGAUAUCCCACCACAUGUUUUCUGUCGAGUUGUUGACGUAAAGCUUCAUGCCGAGCCAGCUACUGAUGAGAUCUAUGCUCAAGUUUUCCUAGUUCCUGAUGACCAGUUUGAGCAGAAGUGGAGACAAGGAGAAGUUGAUGCAGAAUGUGGAGAAGGGGAUAGCGAACGGGUUGUGAAGUCCACAACUCCACAUAUGUUCUGUAAGACACUCACCGCUUCAGAUACCAGCACCCAUGGAGGAUUCUCUGUUCCUCGUCGGGCUGCUGAAGAUUGCUUCCCUCCCUUGGACUAUAAGCAACAGAGGCCUUCACAGGAGCUCAUGGCUAAAGAUUUGCAUGGGACUGAAUGGAAGUUCAGGCACAUUUAUCGCGGACAGCCUCGAAGGCAUCUUCUCACUACUGGUUGGAGUGGAUUUGUCAAUAGAAAGAAGCUGGUCUCUGGCGAUGCUGUGCUGUUUCUGAGGGGUGAUAAUGGAGAAUUGAGAUUGGGAAUCAGAAGAGCGUCUCAAGUUCAAAGCUUCUUUUCUUUCCAAAAUACCAGCUGUCAGGGGACAAACGGUAGCACUAUAAGCGAUAUCGUUACUGCUAUUUCUACGAGAAACAUUUUCAGCAUUUGCUACAAUCCUAGAGCUAGCUCUUCAGAGUUUGUCAUACCGUUUCAUAAGUUCUCUAAGAGUCUCACUCAACCUUUUGCCGUUGGGAUGAGGUUCAAAAUGCGAUUUGAUGCAGAAGAUGCUUCUGAUAGAAGGUGUACUGGAAUAAUUACAGGGCUCAAUGAGGCAGAUCCUGGUAGGUGGCAUGGGUCUAAAUGGAAGUGCCUGACAGUUAGAUGGGAUACCCUUGAAGCUCAUCUUGGACAAAACAGGGUUUCUCCAUGGGAGAUUGAACCAUCUGGUCAGAUUUCUAAUACUGGCAGCAUGGUGACAUCUGGUAUGAAGAGGAAUAGGGUUGGUUUUACUUGCACAAAACCAGAUAUUCCCAUUAAUCCCAGAGAUGGUGCUGGGAUGACGGACUUUGGGGAACCUUCGAGGUUCCAGAAGGUCUUGCAAGGUCAAGAAAUUUACGGUUUUAGAUCCUCAGAGAUGAGGAGAUAUUUACCUCCUGGUUCUAAUAUUGUUUCUGGGCAUCCUCCUCCAACCAAUGGAAAUGGUGUGAGAAACAACUUUACUGGCGAUACUACUACUGAUGUAUCAAAUAGACGUAUAGCUGCUGCUGCCGCCUUUAAUAAGGUCUUGCAAGGUCAAGAAACAUCAUCCUACAAAAGGGUGGUGAUCCCACAUGGUGGUGGUGGGAAGCCAGAAAAUGGUGCUCUACUUCUACCUCCCAGCCGAGGAGGGAACGGUUGGUCAUCAUCUUAUCUUCCAGCAUCAGCACUGGCUUCAUCAUCGCCUCCUUCUGUGUUAAUGUUUCAGCAAGUGAGGAUCCCCACUACCUCCGAAAUGGUUGGUAUUUAUCAGGAGAAGAACGAGAUGAAUCGUCUGAAUAUGUUUCUAAAGCCGGCAGAAGAUGGAAAAAGUGGCAAUCCUGCUGUGGUGCUUAGAGGAGUAGUGCAAGAAGAUGGGCAGAAUCUUGUAUCGGCUUGUAAAGAUAGCUGCAGGCUGUUUGGGUUUCCUUUAACUGUUGGGAGAAACAGCAUAAUAAACAGAGGGAAAGCGGCAACUCCCAUAAUAGCAUCAUCAUCGUCGUCCUCUCCUGGUGAGGGGCAGUUGCACCUUAAUCAUGCACCAGGAAGUAGUCAAAAAAGCAAUGUAAGUAGUAAUCUCUGUUCAGUAAGGGAUAUGCUUUUAGAUAUUGCAUUAUAAAUUGCUAUUUCAUCGCUGCCGGCAGGAAGGAUUGACUGAUUGCCUCGUCCAGGGUGGUCAUUGUUCUAUUUAGUUCAAAUCUCACCCCCUUAAAUCUUGUUUGAUCUGUAAUACAGCAUGUUAUGUUUUUUAGACAAUUUAGUGGAUAAAGAAAUGACCUUUGAAUGCUGUGUGUUGGACUUAUGGGAGGAUUCUUUUAUUUUCUUUCUAUUUUCAUGUAUCUUAGAUUCUUCAUUGUCAUGGGAUUGAUCAUUGAUUGAUAGAUUUUCAUGAAUGUUGUAAAUCUAAUUGUUGGUACAAGGGUAUUGUAGCAAGUUAAAUGAUCUUCUUAUCGAAUUUGGCC